Dermacentor albipictus is the source of this 1476-nucleotide messenger RNA. RefSeq lists its product as uncharacterized. The record is from RefSeq and is a predicted model, not a curated record. NCBI's taxonomy places the organism in Eukaryota, Metazoa, Arthropoda, Arachnida, Ixodida, Ixodidae.
AUGGCACCCCCGCCAUCGCUGAAGACACCGCCUACGCCGCCACGUCCCGCUGCCUCGACUCCCAGCGGAAGACUACAAGAUCGUCUUCCGCCCUGGAGCGCCAGCGUUGAGUACGGCAACGCCCGUGUCGAGGACCGCGUACGCAUCAACCCGUACAACUCUUUCACCCUCAGUACACCCCCGGAGCAACGCACCCGACAGUAUGUGCGAACCUCUGAGUUGCAUCUCGCCACCCAGCUGUACCCACUGCGCGCUUAUGUGGCCGCACCUGACAACGCCCUCCGCGGCAUAAUCUACAACGCCAUGGACAAUCAAAACCAAGAGGAGAUAAUCGAGGACCUGCAGGCUAUGAAUCCCAGCAGCACUUACGCCAUCGCCGACGCAAGGCAGAUGGGUCGCACCCGGUCCAUCCUGAUCACCUUCGUCGGCACGAAAGAACUCCCUCGCACCGUGGUGUUCAACUGCGGCCUGUUCAUCUGUCACCCCUUCCGCCCCAAGGCUGAAGCCUGUUUCAAUUGUUGGAGCCAUGGUCACCGCUCCGACGUAUGUACCAAGUCCAGGUCCGGACGCUGCCCACGCUGCGGAGCUGUGCACGCUACUCGGGACCCCCCUGACUGCACUCCUAAAUGCAUCUUGUGCAGCGGCACACAUGUCACGGGGUCCCGCCCGUGUAAGCUCCGCUUCGAACGGGGGGGUCCCACCCCACUCGCAUCCAGUCCCAAGUCAACGCCAUCCAACUCAGCGCAGUCAACACCAUCCGCCAGAGACAACCGCUCAUCGCGUCCCCGUCAACGAUCCAGCUCCCGAUCAAGCCAGGACCGCAGCCCCCGCCACCGCUCCGUCUCAUUUCCACCGCUACCGGGGCAAGACAACCCAUCGGCUGCUUCCCAGGUGAGCUGGCGAUCGCAGCCUCCCACACACGACCCCGAAAAAGAAAAGCUCAAAGCUCAAAUCGCAGCCCAGAGCAACGAGAUUGCCCUACUGAAAGAACAGCUGCAGGCGCUGCUCGCGCGCCCCCACCUCCCUACCUCAUCCCCUCACCAAACCUCACAACCCAUCGCUCUCCAGACCCCACCGCCACCACCUCCCGCCCCUAUGUCCGCCUCCUCUUCGGCCGCGUCUUCUCGUGCCGCCUCCCCCUCCCGCUGCCCUCCACAUAAGAGGCGCUCCUCUACCGAACCCGCCGCCACCCCGGAGAUGGAGGCUGUCAUCCGCCACACGGCCUCGUUCCUCGAGGCACAUGAACGACGCAUCAUGGCCGCCAUUACAGCUCUGCGUACGGACACGCAGAGCUGGAUGACUCAAAUUAACAACCGCAUGGCCAAAAUUGAGGCCCGCCAGAGUUCCCUCGAGGCCGAUCUUGCCCAGAUGACAAUUAAUGUCUCAUCCCUCCUCCCCUCAUCUUCAUCUCCCAAACACCCUGCACCAGCAGGGGCACCCAGGCCUCAAGAUGGCCAGACACCCCCCGCGCCUUAA